AUGCUUCCAAUAGUAUAAAAUUUGAUUGGAAGCUUCCAAUCCAAAUGAAUUUAUUGGAGAAUUAUGCUUCCAACCCUUCCAAAAGUGCUUCCAAGGAUGCUUCCAAUCUUCUAAGUGCAUAUCACUGCACAUAG
This is a messenger RNA of Funneliformis mosseae, 134 nucleotides long. The record is from the annotation of a GenBank genome assembly. NCBI's taxonomy places the organism in Eukaryota, Fungi, Glomeromycota, Glomeromycetes, Glomerales, Glomeraceae.